UUCAUUUUAUAAUCAAAAAGGCCAAAAUUUACAAGAUGAUGAAAAGGGACAUGCAUUUUGUUCACAUUCUUUUCUUACUAACCCUAUCUCCUUUAAUUUGCGUGAACAGUGAGCAUUUUGUGCUUGUUCAUGGAGCAUGCCAUGGUGCAUGGUGUUGGUAUAAGGUGGCAACUUUGCUUCAAUCAGCCGGUCAUAAUGUUACAACGGUUGAAUUGGCUGCUUCGGGUAUCAAUCCAAUACAGGUCCAAGAGAUUCGUCAAAUUUCAAAAUAUCAUGAACCUUUGAUGAAAUAUAUGGAAUCUCUACCAUUAGAGGAGAAGGUGAUUCUUGUUGGUCAUAGUCUUGCUGGAUUGUCUAUGUCUGUUGCUAUGGAAAAGUUUCCGCAGAAAAUUUCAGUUGCAGUUUUUAUUACUACAUUUGUGCUUAGUCAAAACCUCACUUACCCUGCUAUUCUUCAAGAGCAAGCUAGAAGAAACAAUUCUUUAAUGGACACAAAGGAUUUGUAUUUUGAUGGACCCAACAAACCUGCAACUGCUAGACUGUUUGGUCCCAAAUACUUGGCAUCCACGUUUUAUCAAUUAUCACCACCUGAGGAUUUGACCCUUGCAUUGUCCCUGGUGAGACCUAUGCCACUUUAUAAUGAUUAUGACUUAUUGGAGAAGGAAACAAAAGUUACCUAUGAUAGAAAUGGAAGGGUACCUAAGAUUUUUAUCAUUGCUAAAAAUGACAAAUUAGUAGCAGAGGAUUUUCAAAGGUGGAUAAUUGAGAGAAGUGGUCCAUAUGCUGAGGUGAAAGUGGUUAAGAAUGCUGAUCAUAUGGUCAUUUUCUCCAAAGUAAAGAAGCUUACACGUAUGCUUCUUAAGAUUGCAAGGAAAUACUAAUCUUUAAACAAUUAUGUAUAAUUGGGAUUAUAUUUCUAGUAUGAAUUAUGAUUUUGAAUUCUAGUAUUUAAUAAGAAUAAUGGGAUUGUCCCUUGUUGUCUUUUUAUG
Lathyrus oleraceus (garden pea) is the source of this 989-nucleotide messenger RNA. Its product is annotated as methyl jasmonate esterase 1. The transcript has 3 exons. Gene Ontology annotation, biological process: salicylic acid metabolic process; jasmonic acid metabolic process. NCBI's taxonomy places the organism in Eukaryota, Viridiplantae, Streptophyta, Magnoliopsida, Fabales, Fabaceae. Gene Ontology annotation, molecular function: methyl indole-3-acetate esterase activity; methyl salicylate esterase activity; methyl jasmonate esterase activity. The record is from RefSeq and is a predicted model, not a curated record. Bases 36 to 881 code for a protein of 281 amino acids.